Molecule: messenger RNA, 408 nt
Organism: Apaloderma vittatum (bar-tailed trogon)
Lineage: Eukaryota; Metazoa; Chordata; Aves; Trogoniformes; Trogonidae
Gene: FAM167B
Product: family with sequence similarity 167, member B
Exons: 2
Coding region: 1-408 (135 amino acids)
Source: RefSeq, a predicted model, not a curated record
AUGCCUUUUGGCCAGCUGAAGUUCAAGGAGCUGGGCGAGGAGGAGCCCACCUGGGAGGAAGAGAGCCUGGACAGUGUGAAGGCGCUGACGGCCAAGCUGAAGUUGCAGACGCGGAGACCUUCCUACCUGGAGUGGGAAGCCCGGGUGCGAGGGCAGCCCUGGCGCAGCCGGACUCCCGGAGAGCUGAUGCGCCUGCGGGCGCAGCUGUACCGGCUGAAGGUGGAGCAGGCUUGCCACCAGCACAAGGAGAUGCUGGACGAUGCUACCUUCGGCCUCGAGGGCUGCGAGGAAGACUCAGACCUGCUCUGCAACAUCCCACCCAAGGCCGCCUUCCUGCUCUCCAUGCCGCUCAAGCACAUCGGCGUCACCCGCAUGAACAUCAACUCCCGACGGUUCUCCCUCUGCUAA